This is a messenger RNA of Hansenula anomala, 925 nucleotides long. It is a transcript of the gene DPB4, whose product is annotated as DNA polymerase epsilon noncatalytic subunit. The record is from RefSeq and is a predicted model, not a curated record. Lineage: Eukaryota; Fungi; Ascomycota; Saccharomycetes; Phaffomycetales; Wickerhamomycetaceae. Gene Ontology annotation, biological process: DNA damage response; leading strand elongation; heterochromatin formation. Gene Ontology annotation, molecular function: chromatin DNA binding; protein heterodimerization activity. Bases 329 to 925 code for a protein of 198 amino acids. Gene Ontology annotation, cellular component: epsilon DNA polymerase complex; CHRAC. The transcript is spliced from 2 exons.
GGUGAUUAGCAGCGUAUUCAAACUCAACUUUGUUUUCGUUUAGCCUUCCAAUUGUGACAUUGAUUACAUUUCGUUCUCUUCGAUUAGUUAUUUUUCUUCGCGAGCGAAAAGUUGUCGAUGGUCAAAAAAAUGGCGAAAUUGGGAAUUGGGUAGAAUUUCCGAAUUUGCAAAGUUUUCGCUGAAUCGCGAAAACGUUUUUGCAGAUUGGCAGAUUAUAGAUUUUUACGCAAGAAACCAUCAUAAAAGUGAUGAAAAAUUCAAAGACGCGUUUCAAAUAAUCAACCAAGUUGGAAAGGUUUCAACUAAAACAAGUCUAUUCAUAUACAUAAUGCCACCAAAAGGUUGGAGAAAAAGUGCAGAUGGUUCCUACCCACUUCCUUCAAAGGAAAGAGAUCUGAUCUCUAUUGAUGAUAUAUUGUUUCCAAAAGCCACUGUCAAUAGAUUAGCCAGAGCUAUUCUUGAAGAAGGUCAUCUCAUAUCAAAAGAUAGCUCAACGGCUAUACAAAGAAGUGCUACAGUGUUUGUCAGUUAUUUACUAGUGCAUGCAAGAGAACACGCUAGAAAAUUUGAUAGAAGAACGAUAGGGCCUCAAGAUAUAACAAAUGCUCUUGUCGCUGCUGAAUUUUCAUCAUUUCUACCAACGGUGAAGCAAGAAUUGGAUACAUAUCAAGCUAAUAAAGAUGCAUUGAAGCAAAAGAGAAAAGAAGCUAAAGAAAAAGAAGGAGCUGCCACUGGAAAUGAAACAAUAGAUGAAAACGAUAAAGAAGAAGUUAAUAACGAUGGAAAUGACGACGAUGAUGACAAUGAAAGCCUAGAACAGUUGGAUGAAGGCGAAUUUGAACAACCAGUCUCCAAGAAGAUAAAAGCCCUUGCAAAUGGCUCGAGGGAGGACACGGUUAGUGAGCCUGAGACUGAUCAGAACUAA